Molecule: messenger RNA, 732 nt
Organism: Lolium rigidum
Lineage: Eukaryota; Viridiplantae; Streptophyta; Magnoliopsida; Poales; Poaceae
Product: E2F-associated phosphoprotein
Exons: 3
Coding region: 62-565 (167 amino acids)
Biological process (GO): positive regulation of cell population proliferation
Cellular component (GO): nucleus
Source: RefSeq, a predicted model, not a curated record
AACGGGAAAGAGCGAGAAGGCUGGAAAGGAGUAGCUAGACUGCGCGCGCCGUGGAGGAUUCAUGGAGCCGGAGAGAUCCAAGGAAGCCGCGAAGCAGCCGAUGGAGGCGGAGGCCGGAGAUCCAGAAGAUCCUCGCGACCUAGUAUCCAGCGACGAUGAGAUAGACUACUCUGUCGAGCCCGAGUUCUACGACCCCGCCAUAGACGAUGUUGACGAGCGGUGGGCGCACAAGCAGCGGAAAGGCCGGACCUCCGACGCCGUGCUCAGCUGCCCCGCCUGCUUCACUACCUUGUGCCUGGAUUCCCAGAGGCAUGAAAAGUAUGUGAACCAGUACCGUGCAAUGUUCGUGAGCAACUGCAAGGUCAAGACCGAUCAGAUCCUACGGGAGGGGAAAGGAAAGCGCAGGAAUCGCAGAGUAACGGCUGUCGAUUCUACCACACCAGAGGCUGAAAACAAGGGUCCAGUCUUUCACCCUGUUUGCUGUGAGGUCUGCUCAACUGAAGUUGCCGUGUUUGAUGAGGAUGAAGUUUACCACUUCUUUAACGUCAUUCCUAGUAACUCGUGAACCUUGUGAUGUCGUGGUAACUGUCCCUGUAGUGUAGUUCGUUGGCCCUAAGCAAUGAGCAGCUGUAGUAUUCUGGGGAUUAUAUUUUCUCUACUUGUCAAUCCUGUGAUAUAAUCAGCCAAGUAACUCAGGUAUUAUAAGUAUUGACGUUUGAUCUAGUUUUUCUA